Molecule: messenger RNA, 2190 nt
Organism: Polistes canadensis
Lineage: Eukaryota; Metazoa; Arthropoda; Insecta; Hymenoptera; Vespidae
Product: ethanolaminephosphotransferase 1-like
Exons: 8
Coding region: 195-1370 (391 amino acids)
Biological process (GO): phosphatidylethanolamine biosynthetic process
Cellular component (GO): endoplasmic reticulum membrane; Golgi apparatus
Molecular function (GO): ethanolaminephosphotransferase activity
Source: RefSeq, a predicted model, not a curated record
AUGAUAAUGAAUAGGCGCUAUAUAAAAGGUUACUGUUAUGUAUAAUAUACAUCAUUUUAAAUUGUUUUAGGAGGGGUUGAAAUAAUUAGUAUUAUAAUAUUAAAUCUUUCAUGUAUAUAUACAAGCCAAUAAAGCGGACAUUAAAUAUUUUCAAAAUAAACUACUCCAAAUCGAAAGGUUAGACCUCUCUUAUCAUGUAUCAAAAAAUGAAUCUCGAAAUAGAGUAUUUAUCGGAGGAACAUUUGACUGGCUUUGAAAAUUAUAAAUAUAGCUCAUUGGAUACAAGUCCACUCAGUGUAUAUGUUAUGCAUCCAUUUUGGAACAAAGUCGUAGAGUAUUGUCCAAAAUGGGUAGCACCAAACGUAUUAACGUUUUCCGGAUUUCUUUUUACCGUAUUAAACUUUGUGGUAUUUGCAUCAUUUGAUUAUUAUUUUUAUGCAUCGAGUGACGAUCAUUCUCAAUAUUCACCUAUACCUUGUUGGGUGUUUGCAAUAGCCGCAUUUAAUAUCUUUAUGGCAUACACGCUUGAUGGUAUUGAUGGAAAACAAGCAAGACGUACACAAACCUCUGGGCCUUUGGGUGAAUUAUUUGAUCAUGGUUUGGACAGUUGGACGGCAAUGUUAAUCACUGUUUGUAUGUACUCAGUUUUUGGAAGGACAGAUCAUAGUGUUUCCCCGUUACGAAUGUAUUUCAUACUUUGGAAUGUAUUUGUUAAUUUUUAUUUAAGUCACUGGGAGAAAUACAAUACGGGUGUGCUAUUCCUUCCUUGGGGAUAUGACGCAUCUAUGUUGGCAACUGUCUUGGUAUUUAUCCUGACCAGCAUAGGAGGUCACGAAGCAUGGAAAUUUUACUUGCCAGGAGGAAUAUCAGCGGGAAUAAUGUUUGAAAUGUUAUUAUAUGUCAGUGCUCUUGUAUCGAAUUUACCAGUUGUAUUGUGGAAUAUAUACAAGUCGUACAGAGAUAAGACAGGAAAAAUGCGAACAUUUCCAGAAGCAAUAAGACCAUUGGUGCCUUUGGUAUUGUUAUUUAUGAUUUCUACACUUUGGAUAUUGUUCUCCCAACAAGAUAUAUUGGAAAAGGAUCCUCGUAUAAUAUAUUUUGCCAUUGGCACUAUUUUUUCUAAUAUAUGUUGCCGCUUAAUUGUCUCUCAAAUGAGCAAUACUAGAUGUGAAAUAUUACCAUGGAUAUUGUUACCGGUAACAGUAGCAGCUAUUCUUUCAUUUGUCUUGCCUGAAAUGAAUCUGAAAUCUAUGUACUUCGUAGCAAUUUUUUCCUUACUUGCCCACAUUCACUAUGGUACCUGUGUGGUGCGCCAAAUGUGCCGUCAUUUUCGUAUUCAAACAUUCCAUAUAAAAAACCAUUCUGAUUGACUACUCGUGGAUGAUAUCUAUUAAAAAUGAAGAGAGCAACAGGGAAGGACAAGAGGCAAUAAAUGGAAAUAAACAAAUAAAAAGGAAAAUAAGAUAUUCGGAAACGGAACGUUAGUAAAAACAACCUACGAAAAUCAUAGAUCAAAUAAUAACUCACUUGUAUAGGAAACCAAAGUAAAUUAAGUCUAAUAUUAUUACUACUAUGUAACUAGUUUAAAUUUUAAGCAUACACGCAUACACAUACACACACACACACACACAUACACAUACACGAUACUCCUUUACUUUAAACCUGACAAAUGAUGUCAUAUUUAUUUCAAAUAUGUCAUCGAUUCCUUGAAGUAAUGGAGAUUACAAACAAAUUGCCUUUAAUUUAUUGAUGAUUUAUUUCAUACGUCGUUAUUUAAUUAAACUAUAGUUUUUAACUGAACUUUAUCUAUACGUGAGAAUAUAUUAUAUUCAUUUGUACAUUUGUUCAUUUUAGUACACGCAUGCAUUAAAUGUGCUUUUUGGUCUUUUAUACAUAUUAUUCCUUGUAUGUUUUGUAUCAAUAGCUAUCAACAUACUUUCUUAUGCAUAUAUUUUGGAAAAGACGUUUAAGAAUACGUUUAAGACACAUGUUAAAAAAUAAUCAUAUUUGGUUAUUGUAAUAGUACUGAAAAUCUGAAUAGCAAAAUAAACACGAUUAAUUUAUUCAAUAAAAUAAUCCAGACGGAUGUCGUUAAAAUAAUUAAAACAUUAGUUAAAGGAUUACUUUAGAAACAAAAUUUCAAUAUUUCUUUACAUACAAGGAAAAAUAACAAAAUAAAAACAAAUAAAA